AAUGACUUUGAAGUGGGUUGGUCUCGGUGCCUUUUUCGGAAUAGUCUUCCUUUCAGAGGCCUACAAAAUAGCUCCUUAUGUUAGUGAUGGUAUUCCCAGUUCACUGAAUAUAACUACAGAGCCAUUCAUCAAGAUCGGAUCUGGCUAUUAUUUUAUUCAAAAUAAUCUUGAGAAGAAUUGGCACGGUGCGAUCGAAUCUUGUCGAGGAAUGGGUGCUGAUCUAAUCGCCUUUGACAGCUUAGAGGAAUUGGACCUGAUAUGGAAGCACCUUUCAGCCAUAAAACCAGCGAAGGCUUUUUGGACUGCUGGCACUGACUUGGCCGAGCAAGGAAAGCACGUUUGGGUUUCAAACGGACGGCCGGUUCCUUCGAAUUUAUGGCGCAAGGGAGAGCCGAACAACUAUAAAAAUAAUGAGCACUGCGAUACUAUUUUCAUCACCGAUCAUUUUGGACUGAACGACGAAGUGUGCUCGAAAGUGUUUUACUAUAUCUGCAAGGCGCCCCAGCCGAAGACAGCCUCCUUUAUUGUGUGGUAAAUGAGUUUGGAAAACGUGUUUCCUUUAUACUUUUAAAUCGUAAAAAUAAAGAAUAUUGUUUUUUUAUAAAACAGA
Drosophila biarmipes is the source of this 610-nucleotide messenger RNA. RefSeq names its product C-type lectin 37Da-like. The coding region runs from base 2 to 535 and encodes 177 amino acids. Gene Ontology annotation, cellular component: external side of plasma membrane. Gene Ontology annotation, biological process: biological process involved in interspecies interaction between organisms. The transcript is spliced from 2 exons. NCBI's taxonomy places the organism in Eukaryota, Metazoa, Arthropoda, Insecta, Diptera, Drosophilidae. Gene Ontology annotation, molecular function: carbohydrate binding. The record is from RefSeq and is a predicted model, not a curated record.